Messenger RNA from Pedinophyceae sp. YPF-701, 855 nucleotides. The record is from the annotation of a GenBank genome assembly. Lineage: Eukaryota; Viridiplantae; Chlorophyta; Pedinophyceae.
AUGUCGGCAGCGGUGCACGGCGCGUGGUGUUGCCUCCCGAGGCGAGCAACAGGAGCUGCAGCGCACGCGCGGCCUCGUUGUUGCGGUGAAGCUGGGGCGAGUUGUCGGUUGAGGGAUGGACACGGCGGCGCGGUGGUUCGGCGCCAAGGUGGAGGGCGGGCCGCUCACGCCAGCGCGCCGGAGCUGCGAAGCGGAUGGAUGCUUCAGAGCCCUGCCAUAGCGACCUCGAGACGCGUCGCCUGCGCCAACUCGAGCGAGUCCGACUCAGAAGGCAGCCUCUCCGACUUCCGCGCGCGUCUCGCCAGCAAGUACGGCCCCGCCGCGGCAUCGAGGCGCGCCGCCCGGCGCGAGGAGAACACUCCCGCGCGCACAGGCAGCCCGGUCGGCCGCCGCCGGCGCCUCCGCCCCGCGCCGAGCCUCCAGCGCGUCCUCGGCGUCGACCUCGGCGCGCGCAAGACCGGCGUCGCGUUCAGCGCGGGCGGCUUCGCGCCACGUCCCCUCGGAAUCCUCGACACGCCGCGCGACUGGCGCGCCCUCGCGCGGCAGCUCGCGGACAUGGCGCGCCGCGAGGGCGCGGACGGCAUCGUCGUCGGCGUGCCCGUGACGGCCAACGGCGACCUGGCCGACCGAGCGACCGAUUCAAAGUCCGGGCGCGCCUGUCGCAACUUUGCGGAGACGCUCUCGGGCGUAGCGGGGCUGCCGGUGAUCAUCGUGAACGAGCGGAUGACGUCUAGCACUGCAGGGGACGCGCUGGGGCGGUCGGGGGCGCGGAGCGGCGGGCGCGUGGACGACGUGGCCGCGGCGAUGAUCCUUGAGGCCUACUUCGACAGCCCGAGCGACGGGUUCCUGUUGUGA